Anoplopoma fimbria (sablefish) is the source of this 2860-nucleotide messenger RNA. RefSeq names its product CREB regulated transcription coactivator 1b (gene crtc1b). The transcript is spliced from 13 exons. Gene Ontology annotation, cellular component: nucleus; cytoplasm. Gene Ontology annotation, biological process: protein homotetramerization; positive regulation of transcription by RNA polymerase II. The coding region runs from base 11 to 1777 and encodes 588 amino acids. Gene Ontology annotation, molecular function: cAMP response element binding protein binding. The record is from RefSeq and is a predicted model, not a curated record. Lineage: Eukaryota; Metazoa; Chordata; Actinopteri; Perciformes; Anoplopomatidae.
GAGGGGAAAGAUGGCGUCCUCUAACAAUCCUCGCAAAUUUAGCGAAAAAAUCGCUUUGCAUAAUCAGAAACAGGCGGAGGAAACCGCCGCGUUUGAAGAGGUGAUGAAAGACUUGAACAUCACCAGAGCCGCACGGUUGCAGUUACAGAAGACCCAGUAUUUGCAACUAGGGCAGAAUCGUGGACAGUACUAUGGAGGCUCACUGCCCAAUGUCAAUCAGAUUGGAAAUGGCAACAUUGACCUGCCUUUUCAGAACUCUGUGCUGGAUACCAGUCGGACAACUAGGCACCACGGGCUGGUGGAGCGUGUUUACCGUGACCGAAACCGCAUCACCUCUCCUCACCGUCGCCCGCUGUCCGUCGACAAACAUGGACGCCAGAUCGACAGCUGUCCUUACAGCUCAGUUUACCUCUCCCCACCACCAGACACUAGCUGGAGAAGGACAAACUCGGACUCUGCCUUACACCAGAGCGCCAUGAAUCCAAAGCCCCAGGAGGUGUUUGCAGGGGGAUCACAGGAGCUGCAGCCUAAACGAGUACUGCUGCUAACAGUGCCUGGGACGGAGACUUCAGAGUCCAAUGCAGACGAGGAUCUGCAGGAACAGUUGUGGGAUGACAAGAAGGAUGAUUCAUCAAAGCCCAACACGUGUGAUGUGCCGGGAAUCAAUAUAUUCCCAUCACCAGACCAGGAGUUGAACCCGUCGAUGCUCCCGGCUGCACACAACACCGGUGGUUCGCUGCCUGACCUGACCAACAUCCAGUUCCCUCCUCCACUGUCCACCCCGCUGGACCCCGACGACACCGUGGCCUUCCCCUCCCUCAGCUCGUCCAACAGCACGGGCAGCCUGACCACCAACCUCACCCACCUGGGCAUCAGCGCUGCCAGCCAUGGUAACAGUUUCCUAUUUGAAAACGGGAUCCCCACCUCCUCUCAGCCCACCAUGACUGUAACGACCCAGCGCCGGCAACCACCCGUGGUGCCGCUCACCCUCACCUCUGACCUCCAUCUCCAACAGUCCCCACAGCAGCUCUCACCCACACUCUCCUCACCCGUUAACAUCACGCAGGCCCUGUCAACAGAGUCGUUGACCCUGGAGCAGCAGCUCUCCCAGUACCCCCUGUUCAACCAGUUAACUGCUCAGGCCCAGGCUCAGCUGAUCAGUGACCUCCAGAAGCAGCAGCAGGCGCUGCCGCAGGGCAUCCAGCUCAUCACCUUGCCACCUCUGUCCUCACCUGGUACCACUGCCAGCAGCCCCUCCCCAGACAGCCAGAGCCAGACCACCGCCAGCAUCAGUAUCGGCUCGCACAUUCCCGUGGUGGGCAGUAUAUUUGGCGACUCCUUCUAUGAUCAGCAGAUGGCACUGAGGCAGACCAAUGCCCUUUCUCACCAGCUGGAACAGUUCAACAUGAUCGAGAACCCCAUCAGCUCCAACAGCCUUUACAACCAGUGCUCCACCCUCAACUACACACAGGCAGCCAUGAUGGGCCUCACCGGGAGCAGCCUACAGGACUCGCAGCAACUCGGCUACAGUAGCCACGGCAACAUCCCAAACAUCAUCCUAACAGUCACAGGAGAGUCUCCGCCGAGCCUCUCCAAAGAGCUGACCAACUCUCUGGCGGGUGUCGGUGACGUCAGCUUCGACGCGGACUCUCAGUUCCCUCUGGACGAGCUGAAGAUCGACCCGCUCACCCUGGACGGACUGCACAUGCUCAAUGACCCCGACAUGGUGCUUGCUGACCCCGCCACCGAGGACACAUUCAGGAUGGACAGGCUGUAACGCAAGAAGCCGACUAUGGCCGAGAACAAGAAGAAAAAAAAAAAAACACUAACUUGUGAAUGGAAAGAAACAAAGGGCCGGAUGAACCCUCUCCCUCGUUGCAUGGCCGUCCAGCUGUCUGACCUCGCCCUCAACUCCGUGAAGCCCUUUUGAAACGAUGCGCCACCAAAAGACAACAGGGAAAAAGACAUCCAGUGGCUUGCCGGGGAAUGGCCUCGCUGUCGUUUUGAAUGAGAUUCGUCGCUCAGCGCUUUCGCUAGCCUGCUGUGUUUACAGUAUACCAUUACAUGCCACAUAUAUUCCAAAAACGCACAUUUGACAAUUAUUUUUCUUCUCAUAUCCACUUUAAUAUUUGAUUUUUGUUUGUCUGCUCGUAGCAGGAAGCACAUUGGGCUAAAGCGUACCCAUUAUACCGGCUGUGUUUGGGGAAAAAACAAAAGGAAAAAGAAAAACAUACCACAGCCGGUCUGCUUUUACCCUGCAAUCAAAUGAACCGGUUUUCCCAUCAUGCCGUAACGGCUUUCAAUUUCACACUCAAAGCUUUAUUUUUGACAACCAAAUGUUAUUUUCAUCAUGCACUGUAUGUUUUGAUGCUUUGUGUUUACAUAUUCUAUUUAUUUAUUUAUUGAGUUAAAGAUUUUUAUAUUCCAUUUCAUAAUUUAAAUUUGAUGCCAAAAUGCUAUCUGUAGGCAUAGUGUACAAUUGCACUGAUGUAAUUUGUGUCUAUUUAUUAAUUACUAACAUAUUUAUAUAUCUGUUUGUUAAGCUACUUGGUUAAUGAAGGAGUGCAAAACCUCCCCACAGUUGCUCUUUGGUGUUCGAUGUGCCAUUCUCUGAUGUAGGACGUGGUAGACGUUGCCAUGCUGCAGCCCAACGGUCAAAUCUAAAUAUCAUAGUUUUUAGCACAGCGCCAGAAAAUGCUGCGUGCUCCAGAAAUGGGUUGGUUUAUCGCCACUUGAAUUAACUUUUUCUGAGAAAAUCAUCAGGUAUUUCUAUUUAACUAGAAAGCAAGAAAAACAAAUCCAAAUUAAUUUUCUGCCAGUGAAAAGCCAAUAUAUAUAUAUAUAUAUAAUAUAUAUAAAU